Molecule: messenger RNA, 210 nt
Organism: Rhodotorula toruloides NP11
Lineage: Eukaryota; Fungi; Basidiomycota; Microbotryomycetes; Sporidiobolales; Sporidiobolaceae
Exons: 5
Coding region: 1-210 (69 amino acids)
Source: RefSeq, a predicted model, not a curated record
AUGCUGGACCGUUGCGACGCGCGACGAAGAGAGCAACGGCUUGACCUUCGCAAGUCUGCCAGUGACCCGCGCGCCCGCCCCGCCCGCUGGCUGCGCCCUCUCCGUACUCUUCACCGCCUCGUUCCGACGCGUCCAAGAGGCUCGUUGGGCAAAGUGAGGAGGACGAGUAGGCCAGCGGACACGCGCACGAAGCCGAACGAACCCACUUGA